AUGAACAAUAAGAGAGACCGUGAAGAUGAGUUAGCGGAUCUCUCUGCAAAGCGACAAAGCUUAAACACGGGUGAGGAAACAGAAUUAUUUUACGAUGAAUCAAGCUCUAGUGAGGAAUCGGACAUUGAAGACAUUGAUUGGGAGGAUAUUGAUUUAGCUGGAGAUAUCACUGUUAAACUAAAAGCUCCAUUGCACCAAAAUGCAACCAAUAAGAGAAGAAGGAAAGACAAUUUCUAUCAUCGUUUGCGAUACGGUUUGCAUAUAAUUGCAAUACCAAUUCUUGUGGCGACUUUAAUUAAGAGAACUAAUUGGACCCAAGAUGAAAGACUGCGAAGAAGAUUGAAGAGAUCAGUCCCUAAACAGAUCACCAAAAAGGUCAAGAAUUGGUCAAAGAGCUCACAAGAUAUUCGAAUUUCAUCGAUUAGGACACUACUACUUGGCCUAGUUAUGUGGUUCAGGGCCAAUUACCAGAUUAAUAGCAACGGAUUCAGACAAAAUUUCUACAGACUGCACUAUAUAUUUCGACUAGAUGAUGGAAAUGUAAUGAAGCCCUAUCGAGAAGCUUGUCUUAGAGAUCAGCACAAAUAUUAUGGGGAAAGACCGGACAUCGCUGGAAAUAUCGAAGACAUCAGAACAUUUGUACGAAACAAGAAGGCAAACAGAGACUAUUUAACUCUCUUUUUCAUCACAAUCUUACGUGAAAUUUUACCCGCUGAUCAAAUAAAGAGUCUCCGGUUAUGCUUUUCACUUCCCCUCCAUAAUUUCCAAAUAUCACCGAGAAAUAUUACCAAAUUAGCCAGCAGGGAUGCUGGUAAAGUUCCUAACAGAUUUGAUACCGACUUAUUACAACCCUAUUUCUGGAUAGAGUUACAUACAAUUGAUGAACCUGAUAAGUUAUAUGUUAUCGACCCUGUCGUACAUAUAGAAGAGGGAAAUAUUGUAAAAAAGUAUAAUAUUGAUGAACCUGUUGACAUCUUUGAACCUAUAAAAGAUCUUAAUCUGAAUGUAAAUCAAUGGUUUCAAUAUGUAAUAAGUUGCGAUGCUAAAGAUAUGACAAUCAGAGAUGUAUCUGCGCGCUAUAUUCCAGAUAUUUAUUAUAGAUACUAUGACAGGACAAGAGGAAGUGUCUUAGAAACGACGCGCCAAUCUAAAAGUCAUCACUUCUUCAUGAGAGUGUUAAAGUCAACUUCUAGAUACCGCAACGACAACACCGUCUUGAUGAAAACCAUUGCAGCCAAAAACUAUAAGUUACCGAAAUCUAUUUCUGAACUUAAGAGAUCUCCAAACUUUAAAGGUCUACGAAUAUUGAAACAAAGCGAGACUGUUAGUAGUAAGGCAAAGCCGGUAGGGAAGGUACAAUAUGGUGGUAAAAAAGAUAAAAUAUAUCGAAUCAGCGACAUUUUGCCAUUGAAAACCAGACAACACUGGUAUCUAUUGGGUAGGACAGUCAAAGAAGAUGCAAAACCUAUAAGAACUAAAACGAUCCCCUUGAGAAAAAGGAACGCUAUUUCUUCAGCACAGGAACUUAAUUUCGCUAGGGAGCUUUUCUCAUAUGAACAAACGGAUUUAACACCCAAAUAUCCUUCGUCAUAUAAGGAUGUAUAUGGGAUAUACCAUGUUGUUUGUGAUGUUGAUUUUUAUAAGAACAAAUACAAGAAUGUGGAGAUAUAUUCUAAAUCGGUAAUUCCAACCGGGUUUCGACUGAUGCGUACUUUUGACAAGGACUAUAAGUUUGACUUACGUAGAUUGAUCAAAAAUGCGAACGUGGAAAAGGGCAAAAAAGGUCAGAAAUUAAUCAAAUAUCUGGAUGUAGUUAGUGGGUUUGAUUUCAGGAAGGGUCAAGCAACUCCGAUUAAGACUCAUAUUUUGGUAAACUACAUGGACUACCGCAAAAUAUUAUCACUACAAAAAGAUUAUAUAGAGCUUCUAAGAUUAGAAUCAUGGAGUAACUUUAUCACAAGACUGAAGAUUAAGUGUGAAUUGGAGGACAAAUACGGCAAAUUAUAG
This is a messenger RNA of Nakaseomyces glabratus, 2007 nucleotides long. It is a transcript of the gene RAD34, whose product is annotated as Rad34p. Gene Ontology annotation, molecular function: damaged DNA binding; single-stranded DNA binding. Gene Ontology annotation, cellular component: XPC complex; nucleotide-excision repair factor 2 complex; cytoplasm. Gene Ontology annotation, biological process: mismatch repair; nucleotide-excision repair. Lineage: Eukaryota; Fungi; Ascomycota; Saccharomycetes; Saccharomycetales; Saccharomycetaceae. The record is from RefSeq and is a predicted model, not a curated record.